AUGGCAUUUGACAGUGAUGAUGCUGAUGGUACCACUCGGGGCAACGACGAUUGGGAACUCACGGCCAGAAGCGGCUCCGAGGACGGCGCCGUCGCGAAGGGGAAGGUGGAGGACGAGGAUCUAUUGGAUCGGGAACCGACACCAAAGCUGCGUUACUGGUUCACAGACGCGGCGGUCGUAGGCGGAGCAGCUGCAAGAAAGAACGCGACGAACGACGAGGUGAUAGCAAGCAGCGUGGAGGACGACGCUGCCGUGAAGGGGAGGCAGAGAACGUUUGCAACCCUUGUUGAUGGAGCAACCGUGGCGAACGCAGAUCUUCGGGCAAGAGCGGCGAUGAUACGGAGGCCACCACCAAAGCCACCGCAUCUGAACUCGCAAGCGGCGGUCACGGGCGGAACGGCCGCGAGUGGCAAUUGGUUCUUGGCUCUUCAUCUGCAUCCUCCUACCUUGAGUGAACGCAGGGGAUUUCGUGGUCGGGGAGAACGUGGGGGCUUUCGUGGCAGAGGUGAUCGUGGUGGGUUUGGUGGCAGAGGUAGAUCAGAUGGGGAAUGUUCUGGUGGCAGAUGGGGAUCAGAGAGAGGAGAUCGUGGUGGGUUUGGUGGUUCUAGUGGCAGAUGGGAAGCAGGGAGAGGAGAUCGUGGUGGGUUUGGUGGCAGAGAUAGAUCAGAUAGGGAAGGUUCUGGUGGCAGAUGGGGAUCAGAGAGAGGAGAUCGUGGUGGGUUUGGUGGUUCUGGUGGUAGAUGGGGAGCAGGGAGAGGAGAUCGUAGUGGGUUUGGUGGCAAAGGUAGAUCAAAUGAAAAAGGUUCUGGUGGCAGAUGGGGAUCAGAGAGAGGAUUUGGGGGCCGAGGCCGUGGAAGGAGUGACCAAUCUAGAGGUUGGAGCAGUAGAAGGGAUUCUGGUGGGGAUGGUUCUUCUGACUAG
This is a messenger RNA of Arachis stenosperma, 921 nucleotides long. RefSeq lists its product as uncharacterized. Lineage: Eukaryota; Viridiplantae; Streptophyta; Magnoliopsida; Fabales; Fabaceae. Bases 1 to 921 code for a protein of 306 amino acids. The record is from RefSeq and is a predicted model, not a curated record. The transcript has 2 exons.